AUGGUAGUAACAACAGUAAUGCCCAACAUCAAUAUUGGUACCAAAGUGCCAGACACUCUUACUAAGGUACAAGGUGUCAAAACUACUACUUCUGAGUCGCCAGUGGACUUGGUCGCCCUGUUCCAGGACAGGUACAACCAAUUCUUGGACACCAAACAUGCCGACAAGAGAUUCAAUCAGUUCCUGGCACGUGAUGAGCAACGUCUGAAGAUCACUCUCCGUCUGCUGCGCGACAUGCAGGAGAUUGAUUGCUGUCUCUGGACUCCACACUCAAUCAAUAGGACCUUUGACCAGAUGGCCGACAGCCGCUACUACGACGUGUGUCUCAACUGGUUCGACGAAGUGUUUGACCGUGAAGAGCGCGCCCUGAUGGACAAUGUUCAUAUGAUGCACGACAUGAUCCAGCUGUCGAUUGGCUUCUGGGACGUCAGCUCGCUUACCGACUCCCAAAUCAUCUCUAUAUUUGCCGACCUGUUGUUGGUAUUUGUCGUCGACGACUACCAUGAGCAGUUGACCGCCUUCACCAUCAAGGUCAUCCGUAGCAACCAGUACGAGCAGACUGACGCCAACACAGUGCCCGAGCGUGUUACCCUCAAGCUGCUGCGAGAGCUGCAGCGCCACAGUGCCAAGGAGACAUUCGAAUAUAGCAAGAGCUACUUCUUUGAGUGGCUGCACAUGUCCGAGUUUGAGGAGAGCAUCUGCAGGAUACCAACCAACAGUGCCGAUGUCUACUACCGUGGCCGCACAUCAUGGGCUGGCGCCUGCACCAUCUAUGUGACAGCAUUCACCACAGAGCAGAUCAAGGAAUGGGUCGACCACAACAUGCGUCAUCCAGAGUUCUCGGACAUGGUCACACAUCAAGGUACCUUCAUUGGCAUUUUGAACGAUGUGUUCUCGAGGAAGAAAGAGAUGCACGAGGCCAUCAAUAUGAACGCCUAUCGUGUGGUGGACAACGAUGAGGACGUCUACAACUAUUUGUUGUCUCGUGUCAAGCAUUUGGCACGUCUUUGCCAGAGUCUUGAUCCAGCCAGUGUUCAACGUUUCAGUGACUGUCUAAUGGGUGGCAUCGUAUGGCACACAAUCUGUCUGCGCUACAGCCAUCUCGAAGUUCAAGGGAGGGGAUAUUGGCAGACAUCCCUUGCAAGGGAAGGUAUCGACUACACUCUAGGAGGGUGA
Molecule: messenger RNA, 1176 nt
Organism: Acytostelium subglobosum LB1
Lineage: Eukaryota; Evosea; Eumycetozoa; Acytosteliales; Acytosteliaceae
Exons: 2
Coding region: 1-1176 (391 amino acids)
Source: RefSeq, a predicted model, not a curated record